GGCUCCACGAGGAUCUACAUGUGGCAGGUACCAAACAGACAGACAAGACAGGGUCGAACACUCAAGUCAAUCAACAGAACACUCUUUCAAGGAAGAUCGGCAAGUGCUCCAGCUCCGGCCCCACCGUGGCAGCCAUGAAGUUCAUCCCUGGUGACAUUGCAAAGCGACUAGAAGAGAUGGUGCUGUUGACAGCUCAGAACCUGCCCCAGGUGGAGGUGGCUAGUAGUUACACCAUUCUCCGAGAGUUGGGCAGUGGCUCUUUUGGACAUGUGUUGAUGGCAGUCCACCAACGCCAAGGAACACCCAUGGCAUUGAAAUUCAUACGUAAGAAGAAUACAGAGCUGCAGGAUUUCCUGAGUGAAUACUGCAUUGCAUUGACUUUGGGGGCCCAUCCCUGCAUUGCCACUGCCCUUGGUAUCGCCUUCCAGACUCCACAGCAUUACGUCUUUGCACAGGAGUUGGCCAUGGCCAGGGACCUCUUCUGUCUCAUGGUACCACAGGUUGGUGUGCCUGAGCAACGGGUGAAGCGCUGUGCCCUCCAGCUUGCCAGUGCCCUGGAGUACAUGGAAACCAAGGGGCUGGUUCAUCGUGAUGUCAAGCCAGAGAAUGUGCUGCUGUGCGACCCCGAGUGCCGGCGCAUCAAGCUGACGGACUUUGGGCUGAGCUGCCCACGAGGCCAGGCUAUUGAGGCCUUGCCCGAGAGCCUGCCUUACACGGCACCAGAGUUGAGCAUCCUGGGCCCCAAGGCUCGUUUGGAGGCCCAGCCCAGCCUUGACACGUGGGCUCUGGGAGUGCUGCUCUUCUGCGUGCUCACCGGCUACUUUCCCUGGCUCACAGCUGUGCCUGCCGAUCGGUAUUACCGCAGCUUUGUCUCUUGGCAUCGCAGCCCCCGCUUUGCCCCACGCCCACCUCACUGGGGCCGUUUCACUCCCGAGGCAUUGGAGAUGUUGCAGGGGCUUUUGAAGCCCAAUCCAACUCACCGUAGCCCGGCCAAGGAGGUGAUGAAUUAUAUCAAGCUACCUUGGAUUCUGCCGGAAGCCCAGAGCCAUUCCCGGCCCAGCAGGGAACUUCAUGGCACCAGCCAGCGGUGCUAAGGAGUCAGGCCGUCUGUGUGGAGAAGGGAGAGGGUGGCACCAAUCCCAAAUCUCACCUUUAGCUGUUGAGGGACCAAAGACACCAAAUUAAGAGAUCUCAUUGUUCCCAGGAACAAGGAAAAAACUCAGUGAAUCCACGGAAACAGAGAAAAGACUGCCAGAUUCAGAAAACAGAGCAAAUGCCAGCAGGGUAGGGAAGGACGAAAUGACUCAGGGAACCACUGCCUCCUCUGUGACAUUGUCUUAGGAGAAUCGCUCUCCAGUCCCAUGUCCCAGCUCUGGAUCAGAGAUUCAAAUGACUUGAGUUCAGCUUCUCUUCAGUCAGUAGCUGGCCAUCUUAUCCUUGAAUAAAGUGUCAUGGAAAGGAACCAAAAAUGGAGUUACACCGCCUUGG
This is a messenger RNA of Elgaria multicarinata webbii, 1488 nucleotides long. RefSeq names its product serine/threonine-protein kinase SBK2-like. Gene Ontology annotation, molecular function: protein serine/threonine kinase activity; ATP binding. The transcript is spliced from 4 exons. The coding region runs from base 135 to 1094 and encodes 319 amino acids. NCBI's taxonomy places the organism in Eukaryota, Metazoa, Chordata, Lepidosauria, Squamata, Anguidae. Gene Ontology annotation, biological process: peptidyl-serine phosphorylation; peptidyl-threonine phosphorylation. The record is from RefSeq and is a predicted model, not a curated record.